CCGAGAUCCUGCCGCAUUCCCAGAUCCCCUCCACUCUCCGCUUCUCUCUUCACAGCAGCAGCACCAGCUUUGUGGGGAGCAGGGCAGUAAUCCCGCCAGCUCCCUGAUUCCACCAUCAGCUGUAGGCUCCACGCUGAUCCACAGCACCAUGCGGGGCGCCCUGCUGUUGGCAGCCAGCCUGGCCCUCUGCCUGGUUCUUGGGGCCGUCUGCAAGGAGCCACAGGAGCAGGUGGUACCCAGGUCGGACCACAGGAAGAUCCCGAGUCUCGGACCCCUGCUCAAUGCGCUCACUAGCCACAACCCGGUCUCCGUGUUGAACGAAUUGAUCAAAAUUCUGAGCCAGGCUCGCAAGGACCCUAAGAAACGGUCCUUCCUCCAGAAACGUGACAUGCACGACUUCUUCGUGGGACUCAUGGGCAAGAGGGACACCCAGCCAGGCACGCCUGCCGAUGUGAACCAAGAGGGCGCCCCUCGCUCCGGCAGCCUCCAGUACCCGUCCCACGUGGAAUGAGAUGCCCCUGCCCUUCUCCCUCCUCUGCUCCCCCAGCAGGUGGUUGGUGGGAGUGUUUCCAGACAGAAGAUGUGAUUUCCCUUUUUGGUCCUCGGCACUCCAUCUCUGUCCUCCUGGCUGCAUCACAAAUGCACCCCCCCACCCCCGCCGUCACCCCCUCGAAUCCCCAGGUGCACGCUCCCCGAUUUCCCUUCUCUUCCCAGCCUGUGCCCUUCCUGUGCUGAGACUCCCCCAUCCCUCUACCCAGCACUGAUGCAGACAGUGCGCAGUGACCCCCCAGUUCCAGCUGGCAUUGACUGUAGAUUCCCCUGGCUCCCUCAACA
Messenger RNA from Myotis myotis, 834 nucleotides. RefSeq names its product tachykinin precursor 3 (gene TAC3). Gene Ontology annotation, biological process: tachykinin receptor signaling pathway; positive regulation of blood pressure. The record is from RefSeq and is a predicted model, not a curated record. Lineage: Eukaryota; Metazoa; Chordata; Mammalia; Chiroptera; Vespertilionidae. The transcript is spliced from 7 exons. The coding region runs from base 149 to 511 and encodes 120 amino acids.